This is a messenger RNA of Heteronotia binoei (common prickly gecko), 6060 nucleotides long. RefSeq names its product FA complementation group M (gene FANCM). The transcript has 23 exons. Lineage: Eukaryota; Metazoa; Chordata; Lepidosauria; Squamata; Gekkonidae. Gene Ontology annotation, biological process: replication fork reversal; double-strand break repair via synthesis-dependent strand annealing; interstrand cross-link repair. The coding region runs from base 1 to 5955 and encodes 1984 amino acids. The record is from RefSeq and is a predicted model, not a curated record. Gene Ontology annotation, molecular function: nuclease activity; ATP binding; four-way junction DNA binding.
AUGCGGCGGCAGGCGACGCUCUUCCAGGCCUGGGGCGCCCGGCCGACCCCGAGGCGGGACGCGGAGGACGACGACGAGAGUGCGGCGGCGUGGGCCUCGUCGUGGCCGGGGGGGUUCGUGGGCGGCCCUGCGGGCGAGCUGUGGCUCUUCCCGGCGGGCGCGGGGCUGGAGGAGCGGCGCUACCAGGUGCGGGCGGCGCGGGCGGCGCUGGAGAGCAACACGCUGCUGUGCCUCCCCACCGGGCUGGGCAAGACGCUGGUGGCCGCCGUGGUGCUCCACAACUUCUACCGCUGGUUCCCCGCCGGCCGCGCCCUCUUCCUCGCCCCCACCAAGCCCCUCGUCGCCCAGCAGAAGGACGCCUGCGCGCGCCUCCUCGCCAUCCCGCCCCGCCACAUGGCCCAGAUCACCGGAGGUACGCAAGUUGUCGAUCGGAAAGAGAUGUGGCAGAACAAGAGGGUCUUCUUCCUCACUCCCCAAAUCUUGGUUAAUGAUCUUUCCCGUGGGAUCUGCCCUGCAGCGGAAGUCAAGUGCCUGGUUAUUGACGAGGCCCACAAAGCACUUGGAAAUCAUGCCUACUGUCAGGUUGUGAAAGAAUUAUGCAAAUAUACCCAACAGUUCCGUAUUCUGGCUCUAAGCGCCACCCCGGGAAGUGACUUGAAGGCUGUGCAGCAAGUGAUUUCCAAUCUGUUGAUCUCACACAUUGAGCUCUGUUCUGAAGAUUCCCCUGAAAUCCAACCUUAUUCCUAUGAGCGGCUGGUUGAAAAAUGUGUGGUUCCACUUGGGGAAGAAUUGUCUGAAAUGCGAGCUGCUUACAUCCGGGUCCUGGAAGCUUUUGCUGGCCGACUGAUUCGGUUCCGGGUUUUGUCCCAACGAGAUAUUUCUGCUCUCACGAAGUAUCAGAUAAUUCUAGCAAGAGAUCAGUUCAGGAAAAAUCCUGCAUCCCACUUCACGGGGCCGCAGCAAGGGAUCAUCGAAGGAGAUUUCGCUCUUUGUAUCAGCCUGUGUCAUGGCUACGAGCUGCUGCUGCAGAUGGGGAUGCGAUCAUUGCAUAUCUUCUUAUCUGGAAUUGUGGACGGAUCAAAAGGUAUGACUCGUGCCAGAAAUGAACUUCGGCGCAACGAGGAAUUCAUGACAUUAUACAGCCAGCUGGAAAGCAUGUUUGCAGAGACCUCUGAGACUUCGGCGAAUGGCAAUGUGAAAUCAGGGAAGGGAAAAAUGAAACCGUUCAUCUACAGUCACCCAAAGUUGAAGAAAUUAGAAGAGGUCGUCGUGGAACACUUCAGAUCCCGGAAGGAGCACGGAGACCAGAAGCCCGUGGACAGCAGGCCUGGCAAUACCCGAGUCAUGAUCUUCUCCUCUUUCCGAGACAGCGUGCACGAGAUCGCGGAGAUGCUGAGCAGACACCACCCCAUCGUGAGGGUGAUGGCUUUUGUGGGGCAUUCCACAGGGAAGAGCGCCAAAGGCUUCACGCAGAAGGAGCAGUUGGAGGUGGUGAAACGGUUUCGUGCAGGUGGCUACAACACGUUGGUCUCCACAUGCGUAGGAGAAGAAGGGCUAGACAUUGGAGAAGUUGAUCUCAUUGUCUGCUUUGAUGCUCAGAAAAGCCCAAUCCGUCUUGUCCAGCGAAUGGGCCGAACUGGACGCAAGCGGCAAGGCCGAAUAGUCGUCAUCCUUUCGGAAGGACGGGAAGAGCGGACUUACAACCAAAGCCAGUCGAAUAAAAGAAGCCUUUUCAAAGCCAUUUCUGAGAACAAAGUACUCCGCUUUUACCAGCACAGCCCACGGAUGAUUCCUGAAGGCGUCAACCCCAAGAUGCACCGGAUGCUGAUCACACCCCCAGCAUGUGAGCAAGACCAUUCCCCGCCCAGCCCCACAGGCGGAAGAGCCCUCUCCCUGCAGCAGAAGUGGCUUCCCGGUUACGCUGGCGCUGGCGCAAAGCAAACCGAUUCAUCUGAAAGUUGGUAUCUUACAGCAGAAGAGUUUGAAGUGUGGAAGAAAUCAUACAGAGUGAAAGCUGAGGAUGGAAUCAAACAACCAGUUAUGCCUCGAUGCAGUUUUGAAACACUAGAAGACGGCGUGGAGAAAACGGACCUGCGAGCCGAAGAGGUUCAUGAGCUGUCUCUGACAGAGUGGAGACUUUGGCAGAACCGUCCUUUCCCUACUCGCUUGGUGGAUCACUCGGAUCGCUGCCUCAACUUCAUUAGCGUGAUGAAAGUGAUAGAGCAGAUGAGAUACGAAGAGGGGGAUUCCAGCUACGAACUGAGACUCCGGCCUCAUUUUCACCGGGAAGAUGUCGAUGCCUCCGUCCUGAAGAGGAGGAAAAGCGUUCCUGAUUCCGCAGCACCUCCAAAGGCUUCGUCUUCCCGAAAAACUCUGGGGGCGGCCUCCGAAGGGGACUGCCGCUCCUCCUCCUCGCAAGACUUGGACGACGCAGAACGGCUGUCUCUUUUCAGAGUAGCCGGCAGUUCGAGCAAACGACCUCAGACGCGAGGCGUAGCGGCCGAGGGUCAUGGCGGAGAGAGCAGCAGCUGUUCGGGUCUCAUGCUGCUGUUUGAGGAAGAUGCUGGUGCUGACGUUUGGCCAGAUGAAAGCCAGGGCCCUGGCAGGGCAAGCGGCGGCAGUGAAAACGCUGCGGCGGGGGGCUCGCAGGGGGCCGCGAAAGGCUGCAGGUCAGGGGGCGGCCUCAACGCAGAGCCCGACUCUGGUCGCUUCUCGGAAGGCAACUUGCCGCUUCCGUCUUCUCCGUUUUACCUCCCCGCGCUGGAGAAGGAUCCAUUUGCACUUUCGGUUCCCUGCACUGGGGAGGACCCUCCUUGCGGGAGAGAGGUUCUGCUGAGUGCAACCUGGCUUCUGUCGCAGUCCCCUCCAUCUUGGAAUGAACUCUUCGCUUUCGAGAGCACAGGCGAAGCCCCACGACCUGACAGCGAGCAACAGUGCAUUUCCAGCGGGUGUGCGGACAGUGAUCCUCCGGAAAAACUGUCUUCUUCCUCAGAAUUCCAGAAGCCCUCUGUGACAUCCCAGAACACCUCUGGGCUCCCUGACUUCCCAAAGCCAUCUCCCUGGAGUAACUGUGUUCUCGAGGCCUCUGUUGGCAAUGAUGAUGCUGACUUGGCCUGGGAUGACGUUUUUGAUAACAGCGAUGAAGUGCAGAUUGGAGCUGAAAGGCGGGAUUCACCAGGGGCCGAGAGCUCUUUGGAAACAGACGCAGGGGGAGGAAGAGGGGCCUUCUGGGAACACCCAGGCAGAAAUGGGAGGCCCGCUGAAGAACAAGGGUCUGAAUUCUUGUUCCAAAGGCAGCCUGCUUCUGAGAGGAGCAGCCAUUUGGAGAGGGAGGGCGGGAAGUGCUCAGGGCCGCAGGGCUCAUGCAGCCAAGCCAGUACUCCGGCUGAAGACCCGGGAACUUCUCGGCCCCGGCUUCCCAGCGAGCGUGUCAGAGAAGGUCUUGGAGAGCCUGCGAGUCCACUAUCAGUGAUUCAGGACCAAGCUUUGGGAGCAGUCGAUGACGCGGGGGAAGCGGAACUGUACGACGUCUCUCAGGAUUUGUUCUCCGUGAACUUUGAUCUUGGGUUUUCUCUCCCAGAGUCCGAGGACGAGGAGUUGGAGCCAGGAGGCCUCAAGGGAGAUAACGAGAGCCACGUUGCCGGAGGUUCUUUGUCCAGCGGCCAGUCAGCAAGGAGGGACUCUCCGUUGGCCUGGAGCGCCAGCCGUUUGGAAAGGACAAAGGUUUCUACACCAGCACCCUCGCAGAACCGGAACUCCGGUCUGGCGAUGGCUGCAAAUGUCAUUCCGGGGGCGUCUCCUUUGAGGCCCACGGGAGACAAGCUGUGCAGAUCCCCAGUCUCUGUAAAGUGGGGCUUUUCUACACCCAAAAGCAGACGAACAAUGAACUCUCCAGCGUCCAGAGGAGCCAAGCUGAGCUGCUUCUUUGGAAACAGGCUGGGAAGUCCCCAAGGGGCAGCUCCAAGCAAAGCAAGAACCGGCACAGUGAGAAAACCCUCUUUAGCAAACGCAGCUGAGGGCAUCAAGGGUUUUGCUUCAGAAGGCACUGGAAACGGGGAGUGUAAAAACCAAAAGAGCCACAACCUGAUUACUGCUGAAGUGGGAGCCAGCAGUGGAAGUGAAGAGGAAGUUGUUUUUCUUGGGAAAAGGAAAAGAAACGUUUUGAUAUCGCCAAAGAAUAACAACAGCUCUGAGGCGGACUCUCCAGUUCAGGUUGUCAGAAAACGAAGACGUCCCCUCGAUGCAUCGGACCGGUCCAGCGACGAGAGCACCGGGAGUCCCAGGAAAGCAAACCAGACUGGCGCUGGCGAGAGCCGGAAUCCGGGCCGAGGGGCGAAACGGCAGAAGCAGCAAGACGGCGGUUCCCUCAAGAGCGCAGCCAAGCAGUUCCUAGAGGAAGAGGCGGAGCUUUCUGAUGAGGGAGCCGUAGAGGUUUCUUCCGACGAGAUGGUGGACUCGGAGCAGGACGAGAUGAGCUCCUCCCUCAAGCAGUUUCUGGACGACGAGACACAGAUUGUGCAAGACUUAAACGAGUCUGAGAUGCAGGCCGUUUACCUGAAAUCCGUGCGUAGCCCAGCCGUCGGCAACAGGCGGGAAAGGACGGUGCCCAAGCCGUGUGACCCGGCAGCCAUCUUCUCACAGGUCCCAGAGCCAGACGAGAGCUACUUGGUGGACAGCUUCUGUGUCCAGGAGGGAGAGGAAGAGGAGGGCCAACCCAAGGGCAGCUCCAGUGAAGGGGAGGAGAUCUGUCUCAACUUCGACCUGCUAGAGGAGGAGACUUUUGCAGAGGGGAGGAAGCAGUACUGCACCCGGCGCAGGAGAAAGCUGAAAGAAGCCAGUGCCAAAAAGCCUUGGGGUCCGCUGCCCCUGCGGAAGAAGCCCUCCCGGAUUCGGAUUUUGGACGAUUCUAGUGAAGACGAAGGUGGGGUCAGGCCGGAGCUGCUGGGGGGAUUGCCUCCCGACCCCAAACCUGGAGCUGGCUCUGGCUUAGCCCCAGCAAGGGCUCCAGUCGCUUCCCUGCACCGCGGGAUCCCCAGCCCAAAGAGUCGUAUUCACCUGCCCCGGGAGAGCAGAGCCCAGCAGGUCCUGCUGAACCUAAGAGCUUCCCUGGCAGACGAACUGGACUUCCAGCCUCAGGGCAGCAAAGAGCCAGGCAGACUGGAACGCCUCAGUCGGGGGGACCUCCGUAGUACGGCCAAGCCAGAAGUGUCUUCGGAGCUCCCGGCUGCACCCUGCUCCUCCUCCUCCUCUCCUCCCCGGCUGCCCCUGGGGGAGCCAGCUCCCCUUUGCAUCCUGGCGGACAGUCGAGAGAUCUCCUCGGGGCCGGAGGUCAUUUCCGCCCUGAAGGCCGUUCACGGCGUCAAGGUCCAGGUCUGCCCUCUGGGCGGCUGCGAUUACGUCGUCAGUAACCGGCUGGCGGUGGAGAGGAAGGGCCAAGCGGAGCUGCUGAACGGGGCGCAGCGGAGCAAGGUGGCCCAGCGGGUGCAGCAGCUGAAGAGCAAGUUCGACAGGAUCUGCGUGAUCGUGGAGAAGGAGAGAGCCAGAGCAGGAGAGGCCCAGAAAGACUUCCACCGAACCCAGCCCUACGACGGAGUGCUGUCGGCAUUCAUCCGGGCAGGGAUCCGGGUUCUCUUCAGCUCCUGCCAGGAGGAGACGGCCGGGCUGCUGAAGGAGCUGGCUCUGGUGGAGCGGCGCAAGAACGCUGCCAUCCUUGUGCCCACGGAGGUGCAAGGGCCCGGGCAAGAGGCUUUCCAGUUCUACCUGAGCAUGCCCUGCAUCAGCUAUGCAACGGCCCUGGCCUUGUGCCACCGCUUCUGCUCUGUGAAAGAGGUGACAAACAGUUCCCCGAAGGAGCUGGCAGCCCGAGCCCAGGUGAGCCUGCAGAAGGCCGAGGAGAUCUACCACUACCUCCGCCACGGCUUUGACAAGCAGAUGCUGCCCGAGAGGGUCACGUGACGGGCUGUGAGGCUGAGCCGGCGGCCCCACCAAACCGAUGCACUUUACUGCGAUCGUGAACCGAUCUUGUAAGAUGUGUGUAAAUAAAGGUCCUUGGGAAAGAAA